Molecule: messenger RNA, 318 nt
Organism: Exophiala oligosperma
Lineage: Eukaryota; Fungi; Ascomycota; Eurotiomycetes; Chaetothyriales; Herpotrichiellaceae
Exons: 1
Coding region: 1-318 (105 amino acids)
Source: RefSeq, a predicted model, not a curated record
AUGAUGUUUGUUAUGACUAGGGCUUCACUGAGCUUUCGCUUGUACCGUCAGGCAGAUAAUGUCCCUCCUAGACAGGCGGAUUAUUGCGUUGUCUGCGAAACUCGACACCAGGCUUUACGUGCACUUUUGUCAAUUACUGAGCCGAACACAAGCCUCAGUGUUCAUGAGCCACAUAAUGCGGCAAAAUGUUGUCGGCACUCUACAGCAGCAAUUGGCAAGCCAUCAGCACAAUGCUCCUGGGCGUGGCGUACUAGCCAUCAUUGCUCUGACUAUACAGGGCUCAGACACGUCCUGCGAGCGGAGUCUUUGCCUCCCUGA